AUGCGUUUCUUGGUCACAGCAAUUGAUGGCUUUGGACAUAUCAACGCAGCUUUAGGAUUCGCUGAAGGUUUGAAAGCUGCUGGUCAUGAGAUUACCUUUGCUCAUCGAGAAAAACACAAAAACUUGGCUGUUAAAAGAGGAUUAUCAUUCAUUCCGUUUGAUGAAACAUUAGUUGAUGCAAAUACUGAGGAAAAUCUUUUCCAGUGGAUAGAUGCUGCUGGUGAUAGAUUUCGACAGGAACCGCUAAAACUAUGCCAUGACAUGAUCAACGAUAGUUCAGAAGAAGCAGCAGCUAAGGCUUAUUUUUUCAUUGCAUUAAAUGGUGCCAUGGAUGCAAUUGUUUCGGAUAAAAACAACAAAUUUGAUGCAAUUGUAGUUGAUUAUCCCACUCCAUUCCCUUUUCUGUACAAACAUUCAAUUCCUUGGUUUCCAUUAGCAUCAAUGGGCCCGUUAAUUUUGUAUCCAUCUGGACCUCCGCCAUUCUCUGGUUACUCAGUCCACAGCGAUAAAUCUAAUUGGGACGAGUUCAGAAAGGCUUACCAACUAGCCUAUGCAAAGAUUACUGAGGCGCAUAAUGCAAACAUAGAGGCUGCUGGUGUCAAAGGAGUUAAGUUCAACCCAUCAGUAUUCGUUGACAGCCCUCAGACAGUUGGAUUUUAUCAUUAUCCAGCUAACUUGGAUUAUACUGAAUGUGGAUCACGACGACCUAAUUGGUAUCGCGUUGAUUCUUGGAUCCGUCAGCCAGAUCUGGAUACAGAAUUUGUUAUCCCAGAGAAGUUACGUGAUAAACCAGGAAAAUUAAUUUACUUUUCUUUAGGAUCAUUGGGAUCGGCUGAUUUAGUUGUCAUGAAGAAGAUAAUCGCCAUUCUAGCCAAAUCUCCCCACAAAUUUAUCGUCUCUAAAGGACCUCGAGGUGAUGCACUCGAAUUGGCUGACAACAUGUGGGGUGAAAAUUAUGUUAAUCAAAUUAAGGUUAUUCAAGGUGUUGAUCUGGUCAUAACUCAUGGAGGUAACAAUACGUUUAUGGAAACACUUUAUUAUGGUAAACCCAUGAUUGUCAUUCCCUAUUUUUACGAUCAAUAUGAUAAUGCACAACGAGUUGUCGAUAAAAAGAUUGGGUUUCGGGUUAAUCCAUAUGAUAUUGAGGAAGAUUAUCUUCUUAAUUGUAUUGAGAACAUAUUUAAUGACAAUGAAAUGAUAGAUCGAGUUAAAGCUAUUUCACACAACAUGAGGAAUUCAAAUAGCUUGAAUGAGGCCAUCAAAAUGAUUGAAAAACAAACUGAACUAAAUAAAAAUAAAGCUCAAUGA
Messenger RNA from Tetranychus urticae (two-spotted spider mite), 1308 nucleotides. RefSeq lists its product as uncharacterized. Gene Ontology annotation, molecular function: UDP-glycosyltransferase activity; hexosyltransferase activity. The record is from RefSeq and is marked provisional. NCBI's taxonomy places the organism in Eukaryota, Metazoa, Arthropoda, Arachnida, Trombidiformes, Tetranychidae.